GAUUUGAAACCUAUCAAUGAUGACGCUGACUAUGAAGUCAAUAUAAAGUCGAAAAUAGGUGUUCAUGUUCGAGUAUUUCCAAUUGCUAACAUAGGACCUCUUAGAUUUGAAAGUUAAAUAUCUUAAUUUAGUUACCAUUCAAUCUAUAUAAUGCUAAUCAAUUAUUUUAAAAUAAGUAAAAUAAGUCAUUGCUAGAUAAAACUUUAAAGAUGAUUUUUUCAUUAAAUGAACUUGUUCACUGGCUAGGACUAACAAUCUUUGAAAUAUGGAUAAAUUUGGUGUCUUUAACCAUCUUCACAAUUCUACUUGCGUUAAAGUUAGAUGAUGGUUACUUUAUGGCAAGCAGUGGCUGGUGGUUAGUUUUUUCUCCUUUAUUUGUUGCUGAUGGCUUGAACACUUACUUCUGUGCAAUCAUUUUCAUAAGAAUGCACAUGGAAGGAAUGAUAAAAGUUGGAAUACUGAGAGCGCUGUGGAGUUUUAUAUCAGUGCUUUUGGUUUUUGUGUUCAAGUAUCUUUUGUGUAAGAAGUUAUCUGGACAGAGUACUCUAGAAUACUCAGAAGUGCUUAGUCCAGUAUUCAUUCUUCUACAGUUAAUUGCUAUUCGAGCCUGCCAGCUUCAUUGACCCCGUCUGGUCACUAAGAACAAUGUGUGUGAAGAAAGUGUACUUCCAUGCCAACCUGUAGCCCUAUACAUGGAAACUGAAUUUAUUUGUAAUAUAAGGUGACAAAAGUCGUGAAAAUCAUUUACGAAGCUCAAACACUUGUACAGAAUCAACAAUCUAUUAACUGAUUAACAUUUAUUGUUAUGAAUUAUUUUUAUUAUUAAAAUUAAAAAUUAAAAAGUAAUUUUGUAUAACUCUACCCAGAAGUAAAAAAAAUGAUUUGUACAGUUAUAUUUAUUUUUAAUCUAAAAUUUAAUUACAUUUCGUUGAAUUUCAUACUGAAUUUAAGUAGACCAUAAAACAUUUACAUCUAUUGCUGCAUUAAAUUUAUUCAAUUGUAAAAUACGAGUAUGAUAUAUUAUGGUAGAUUAUUAGGUGCGAAGAACGUUGAUGUAAAUUAAAAAACGUUAUGAUACAUUUUCAAUUUGUUUUGUAAGCCGAUCAAUAUUGAUCCACGUAUUUAUAUUGAUUCAUGAACAAAGUGUUCACCGAUAGAUGAAAUAAAACUUUGUUUAAGCAAAAUCAA
Messenger RNA from Nasonia vitripennis (jewel wasp), 1188 nucleotides. RefSeq names its product transmembrane protein 203. Gene Ontology annotation, biological process: intracellular calcium ion homeostasis. The transcript has a single exon. Gene Ontology annotation, cellular component: endoplasmic reticulum. The coding region runs from base 210 to 623 and encodes 137 amino acids. Lineage: Eukaryota; Metazoa; Arthropoda; Insecta; Hymenoptera; Pteromalidae. The record is from RefSeq and is a predicted model, not a curated record.